This is a messenger RNA of Rhipicephalus sanguineus (brown dog tick), 492 nucleotides long. RefSeq names its product tachykinin-like peptides receptor 86C. The coding region runs from base 1 to 492 and encodes 163 amino acids. Gene Ontology annotation, cellular component: plasma membrane. Gene Ontology annotation, molecular function: tachykinin receptor activity. Gene Ontology annotation, biological process: G protein-coupled receptor signaling pathway. Lineage: Eukaryota; Metazoa; Arthropoda; Arachnida; Ixodida; Ixodidae. The transcript has a single exon. The record is from RefSeq and is a predicted model, not a curated record.
AUGACUCUGCUGGAUGCCCAGAGUGUGGACUCGCUCGCUAAACUUGUCAAUGGCUCUUGGGCCGACGCGGACAGCCCGAACUUGACUGGCUCGCUCUUGGAUUCGCUGAACCUGUCCUGGCCAACGUUGACCACUCGCACGACUGUCGUCGACGUGAGCAGCGAGCGCCAGUGGGUGCUUCCGUGGUGGACUCAGCUGGCAUACGCCUGCCUUUUCGGGUUCAUGGUCGCCACUGCGGUGCUGGGCAAUGCCGCGGUGAUCUGGAUCGUGCUGGCGCACCGGACCAUGCGCACGGUCACCAACUAUUUCCUCCUCAACCUGUCCGUAGCUGACACCAUGACGGCCACGUUCAACGCAGUCUUUAACUUGGUCUACAUGCUCGAGAGCCACUGGGCCUUCGGCGAAGAGUACUGCGUGUUCAGCAACUUCGUGGCCAACUUGACGGUCUCUUCUUCGGCCUUCACCCUGGCAGCUAUGAGCAUCGACAGGUGA